AGCCCUACAGAUAAGCUCAGAGCAGCCUGAGUUCCAAGUGUGACUCUGGGGAGUGGGUGGACAGUCUAGACCUCCUCAUCCCAGCACCAUUGCUCUGACCACCAGGCCCCAUCAUGGACAAGUUGUGGUUCUGGAUCUCUGUCCUCACUGGGGUCCUCGGAGUCUCUGCUCAGACAGACCUCAGUGGGAAAGCAUUCGUGUUCCCCAAAGAAUCUGACAGCUCCCACGUAAGCCUGAAAGUGGUGCUAAAGAAGCCACUGCAGAACUUCACCCUGUGCCUGCGGGCCUUCACCGACCUCACCCGCCCCUACAGCCUCUUCUCCUACAGCACCCAGAAGGAGUACAAUGAGCUGCUUCUCUAUAAGAGCAAAGGCAACUUCUACAGCCUUUACAUUGGGGGCACCAAAGUCAGCACCAGUGUGAAGGAAGAGGCUCUGAGCUCAGUGCACCUGUGUGUCAGCUGGGAGUCCUCCUCGGGCAUAGCUGAGUUCUGGCUUAAUGGCAGGCCCCUGGUGAGGAAGGGGCUCAAGCGGGGUUACUCAAUAGGCACUAACCCUAAGAUCAUCCUGGGCCAGGAGCAGGACUCCUACGGAGGUGGCUUCAAUAAGAGCCAGUCCUUUGUGGGUGAGCUUGGAGAUCUUUACACGUGGGACUCGGUGCUGUUCCCAGAGGAGAUCAAGUAUGCAUACCACGGCACUAUCAUCAACCCCAACAUCCUGAGCUGGAAGGCUCUAAACUACCAGAUAAAUGGGUAUGUUGUCACCAAGCCCCUGGUGUGGCUCUGAGGGCCCAGGUUAACAAUACAUGAGGUCAUGAGCCCACCUCUGCUUCUCCCUUCUCCUCCCAGCAUCCUGUCCACAAGUGUGUCUAAUAAACAGCACUGCUUCAA
This is a messenger RNA of Erinaceus europaeus (western European hedgehog), 889 nucleotides long. It is a transcript of the gene APCS, whose product is annotated as amyloid P component, serum. Gene Ontology annotation, molecular function: complement component C1q complex binding. Gene Ontology annotation, biological process: innate immune response. The record is from RefSeq and is a predicted model, not a curated record. Lineage: Eukaryota; Metazoa; Chordata; Mammalia; Eulipotyphla; Erinaceidae. The transcript has 2 exons. Bases 114 to 785 code for a protein of 223 amino acids.